AGAAUCUCAACUUUCAAUUAUAUUGUUCAACAAUUCACACCCUUUCCAUCACCAUUUGUGUGCGAAACAUCACUCGAUCCCCUAGUAUCCCUAAAACAAAACCCAAUAUACUUAUUAAUACCAUAUCGAAAUAAUAUUUUGACCGGUCGCUCAUUUCUAUCCUGCCGGCAACAGUCCGGAUCACAGCCUCAUUCCUAGGAGUACACCCUACUUAUAUCAAUACCCACUACUUUAGUCAAGAUGGGGGACAGUAACAAGCAACACAAGUACCGACAGGAGAUCCAGCAGAUGAUGUACGUCUCUGGUGAGACCGGAGAACCAUCUGUUGAAACCACUGCCAUGAUUGAAGAAAUUGUUCGCCAGCAAGUCAUCGAAAUGUUACGAAAUUGUACCGAAUUGGCCGCUCGUCGUGGUUCUCGAUCUAUCACUAUUAAUGAUCUGAUCUUUCAAAUCCGCGACGAUGCGCCUAAGGUAUCGCGACUCAGAACAUUUUUAUCCUGGAAGGAUGUUCGAAAAAGUGCCAAGGAUUCUGACGACAAGAAUGGUGACGCCGAUCUUGGUGUCGCUGAUGAUCCUGCUGGUGCCGUCAUGCCUGGUGGCCCUGCAGUAGAAGAAGCUGCUAAGAAGAACAAGAAGGCCAAAGUCAAGCUUCCAUGGGAGCCUUCUUCGUACUAUAGCCAGGAAGUCCCCGAGCGUGAUGACGAGGAAGAUGAAGAGGAGGAAGAAAUGAAUAUCAUUACUCUACAGCGAUUGCGCAAAGCCGAUGAGCGCACUAAAGCGAUGACAAGGGAAGAAUACGUCACAUGGUCUGAAUACCGACAAGCGUCUUUCACCUACCGAAAGGGCAAGCGGUUCAGGGAGUGGGCCGGAUUCGGUAUCGUGACCGACAGUAAGCCAUCAGAUGAUAUCGUUGAUAUCCUAGGUUUCUUAACUUUCGAAAUGGUACAGACGCUUACAGAAGAGGCACUCAAGAUCAAGGAACAGGAGGACCUAUGGAAGGAACGUAGUGGUGGUGAAAACCCAGGGAGCAAGAAACGAAAGCUCGCUCAAGGAUUAUUCGACCCGCCUAACGAGGGUAAAACUCCAGUCGAGUCUCGCCAUAUUCAGGAAGCUUUCCGAAGACUCCAGACCCGGCCCAAGAAAUCAAGAGCAAUGCUAAACGGAACGAACUUACAGCAGCGCACCAACUUGAAGUUGUUCUAGGGUUUCGGCGAAAUUGAUGACGAAGGGGAGUUUGGGCAUUGGGUUAUGUUUUCGGUUGGAUCACUUCACCUCCAGGAGAAUUGAGCAUUUUGCGACAUAGGUUUCUACGACGACAGUCCGCAAAAGAUGAAAAGGAUUUCAGGGGAUACCCAGGAUGAGUGGCGUUUAGGAGGAGUUACGGCUUUUUUAUACAUUAGCUUUUCGACGAUUUUGUGUACACCUUAAUUGUAUACAGAUACUUAAUGUCGCCUUGGACCAUAUUAGCAGAAAACAACAUUACAAAUAAGUGUACCACUAUUAUCAACUUUACACCGAUGGCUACUUAGGUAAAUUGUUGCAACAUGCCUUCAUUCAUGGGGCCUAUGGUGAUGAUUUGAGUCAAAUCCAACACAUUCGCGACGACUGACAUUUGUCCAAGCUCUGAUUUCUUUCAACUACCUAGGUACUAAGCGAAUACUUUUGAGUGAAGAAACAAAGCACACCUAAAGCCAUAUUGGCGAUGUGGAACUAGCCUAUUCCCAUAAUAGAAAUGAUUAUCGGUUAU
Hypoxylon trugodes is the source of this 1747-nucleotide messenger RNA. RefSeq names its product TFIID-18kDa-domain-containing protein. Gene Ontology annotation, biological process: transcription by RNA polymerase II. The record is from RefSeq and is a predicted model, not a curated record. Lineage: Eukaryota; Fungi; Ascomycota; Sordariomycetes; Xylariales; Hypoxylaceae. Gene Ontology annotation, molecular function: transcription coregulator activity; protein heterodimerization activity. The coding region runs from base 241 to 1203 and encodes 320 amino acids. Gene Ontology annotation, cellular component: SAGA complex. The transcript has a single exon.